This is a messenger RNA of Kluyveromyces lactis, 2307 nucleotides long. RefSeq names its product class I SAM-dependent methyltransferase. The record is from RefSeq and is a predicted model, not a curated record. Lineage: Eukaryota; Fungi; Ascomycota; Saccharomycetes; Saccharomycetales; Saccharomycetaceae. The transcript has a single exon. The coding region runs from base 1 to 2307 and encodes 768 amino acids.
AUGUUUGGUUAUAUGAAACAUGUCGGGCAAGAGUGGAACGAAAAGAUGAGAGAAUCUCCAAAGGUUGUUGGGGCUAGUGUCGGUAUUAUCACACCACUAGUUGUUCUUCUUAUGUUCAGCGAAUCUCUCCGUUCCGUUGUACAAUUCUGCUGGCAGUGCUUUUUCAAACCGUUUACGUCAGUGACAAGCAACAAUAAUCAGCAAGAAAACUUAGAACAAUUCUAUAAAUCCCAAGCCAAACUCUACGAUCGUACAAGGGGUGUUUUACUCCAAGGUCGUGAAACAAGCCUUAAAUUAUCUCUUUCUCACCUCUCUGAAAAGAAAGGUAAUGUCUGGAUUGAUGUCGGGGGUGGGACUGGUUUCAAUAUCUCCCAAAUGGCGCUUUUAACAAACUUGGAUACAACGUUUGACAAAAUUUACUUGAUUGAUCUCUCUCCAUCGCUAUGUGAGGUUGCAAGAAAACGUUGUAAAGAGCAUGGAUGGAAAAAUGUGGAAGUGAUCUGUGGAGAUGCUUGCGAUUUUGAAAUACCAGAGGAAUCAGCUCAGUUGAUCACAUUUUCUUAUUCAUUGAGCAUGAUACCAAGUUUCUAUGCGGCCAUUGAUCACGCAGUAUCUUUAUUGGAUGCUAAGAAUGGUAUCAUUUCGUGUGUUGAUUUUGGUGUCACUAAUGAAUCUAUGCUAGUCGGAAGAACCAACACUUUGGGUGGUCUAGUUAACAGACAUAUACCUUGGCUAUUCCGUACAUUCUGGAGAUUGUGGUUUGAAUUCGACAAAGUGUUUUUGGAUCCAGCUAGAAGAGAAUAUCUUGAAUAUAGAUUCGGGACAAUCAAAUCAUUGAAUUGUUAUAACUACAAGCUUGGUAAAAUUCCCUACUACAUUUGGUUGGGUUGCAAUAAAGACCACGAACAACAUCUUCAAGCUAGAUUUGUUGAACUUGCACCAACAUCUCCAUACCUCGCACCUAUAACCACGUCAGCUUCCUCUAACGCUCAGCCAAUGACCAAAGCUAUGAUUGCAGCACUAGAAAAUUCUAAAAAAGGUUUACCAUAUCCUUCUCUGUUCUAUCAAAAGGAGCAUUGGAGAGUGUACUAUGAUGAAGUGAACCCUGAGUACAGCCAAUUUAAGAACAGUUAUAUAUACGCAUUCACAUGGGAAGAUCCUAGAGAAGAUGUUAACAUUCUUAAUAUUCAACCAGAAGAUACCAUUUUGGCUAUUACCAGUGCUGGUGAUAAUAUUUUGCACUAUGCCACUUUGCCUAAUCCACCGAAGAGAAUUCAUGGGGUGGAUUUAAAUCCAUGUCAAGGACAUUUGACAGAAUUAAAAUUAGCAGCGAUUAGAAGCUUGAGUUUCACACAGUUGUGGCAAAUGUUUGGUGAAGGUAAGAUUGAUAGAUUCAACAAUAUUUUACUGAAUAAAUUGGCGCCAUAUCUUUCAUCAAACGCAUUUCAAUACUGGUUCGAAAAUGGAACGAAAACAUUUGAUCCUAAUGGAGCCGGGUUGUAUGACACUGGGUUCACAAAGUGGGCAUUAAGACUUGCAAAAUGGGUAUUCAAAGUUGCAAAUCUUACAGAUGAAGUUAAUAUGCUAUGCAAAGCUAAGACCCUAGAGGAGCAAAGAUCUAUUUGGGAUAAAAAGAUAAAGCCGGUCCUUUUCAACAGAGUAGUGGGUAAAAUCCUCGUUGGAAACCCGUUAUUUUUAUGGAGUGCACUUGGAGUACCACGUAAUCAAGCAAAAAUGAUGGGCUCUUCAACAUUGCAAUAUAUUAUUGACACUUUGGACCCUGUUAUUGAUAAUUCUUUGAUUUCCGAUGAUAAUUACUUUUAUUAUUUGACAUUGAAGGGAAGAUAUUCGAGUAGAAGUUGUCCUGAUUACCUAAAAGAGGGUGGAUUCAAGUCUCUUUCUCGUGAAAGUCCUGAAUCUCCUCUAGAUAGAGUUAGACUUCAUACUGACACGUUGAAGGAUGUCUGUGAGCGUUUGUCGAAGAAAACAGUUUCGAUUGCUAUAAUUAUGGAUCACAUGGAUUGGUUUGAUCCACAAGGAACUGAUGUUGACGAAGAAAUUCAGGCUUUGUGGUUGGCCCUCAACUCUCGCGGUAGGGUAUUAUUGAGAUCUGCCUCUAAAAGCCCAUGGUAUAUCAAAAACUUCGAAAAGUUCGGCUUCAGUUGUAAAGCAGUAAGUGCAAGAUACCCUGGAAAAUGUAUUGAUAGAGUUAACAUGUAUGCCAGUACCUGGGUUUGUCAAAAAAUCUCCACGGCAUCUCAGAGCAACAACCGUAGAUUAAGUUCUCUCGAUUUGGAGAAUAAUUAA